Messenger RNA from Clupea harengus (Atlantic herring), 1790 nucleotides. RefSeq names its product nuclear factor 7, brain-like. Lineage: Eukaryota; Metazoa; Chordata; Actinopteri; Clupeiformes; Clupeidae. The transcript is spliced from 6 exons. Gene Ontology annotation, molecular function: zinc ion binding; protein binding. Bases 279 to 1667 code for a protein of 462 amino acids. The record is from RefSeq and is a predicted model, not a curated record.
UUUAUGACUUUAUCUGAGCCCCUCCCUCAGAAACUCCUCACCUGAAUGAAGAAGUGAACUUGAGAGACAUGUUGCUGUUCAGUUCCAUUUGACACAUCGUCCUAACAGAGCAUAUGCUAUCUGUAUGGGAAAGGAUCAUAAACCGGAAACAGUGGCUGUGAAGCUCUUGUGAAGCUCUUUUUCUGGUUCAGGCUUUCGAGGUUUUCAGUCAAUUAAAAGUGAAAGCAAAGACUGUCAGGCAUACAGUAACUGUACAGCAACUGCAACUACCAGACACAAUGGCAUCCAAGGCCUUUUUAGAAGAGGAUUUAUUUUGUCCUGUGUGCUACAAUAUCUACAAGGAUCCUGUUCUUCUGACCUGUACUCACAGCAUCUGUAACACCUGCCUGCAGAAGUUCUGGGAAACCAAAGGAUCCAGGGAAUGUCUAGUCUGCAGGACAAGUUGCUCAAAGGAGGAGUAUCCUCUCAACCUGGUUCUAAAGAACCUGUGUGAGACUUUCCAACAGGAGAGAAGUCAGAGAGAACCAUUCUGCAGUCUGCACCAUUCUGAACUCAAGCUUUUCUGUGAAGAUGACAAACAGCUUGUGUGUUUGGAGUGUCGAGACUCAAAACUCCACAAGAACCACAACUUCAGUCCCAUCAGUGAAGCAGCACUUGAGCGUCAGGAAGAAUUGAAGAUCAAACUGCAGCAUUUACAGAAGAAGCUCAACCACUUUAAACAAGUUAAAACAACCAGUGAUGGAACUGCCCAACACAUAAAAGUCCAGACCCAACACACAGAGAGGCAGAUCAAGGAGGAGUUUGAGAAGCUUCACCAGUUUCUACAAGAUGAAGAGGCAGCCAGGCUAGCUGCACUGAGGGAGGAAGAGGAGCAGAAGAGUCAGUUGAUGAAGAAGAAAAUUGAGAAGAUGAGCAGCGAGAUCUCAUCUCUUUCAGACACAAUCAGAGCCAUAGAGGAGGAGAUGGGAGCUGAUGACAUCACAUUCCUGCAGGUAGGACCCAUCACAGUGGAGAGAGCCCAGUGCACACUGCAGGAUCCAGAGAGGGUUUCAGGACCUCUGAUCAAUGUGGCAAAACACCUGGGCAACCUGAAAUUCAGAGUCUGGGAGAAGAUGCAAGAGAUUGUUAAAUACACUCCUGUGACUCUGGAUCCCAACACUGUAAACCCACGUCUCAUCCUGUCUGAGGAUCUGACCAGUGUGAGACUAAGUGUUGAGAGACAGCAGCUUCCUGAUAACCCAGAGCGAUUUGAUGUGCAUGCCUGUGUCCUGGGCUCUGAGGGCUUUAACUCAGGGACUCACUGCUGCGAUGUGGAGGUUGGAUACAGUGACAUCUGGUUCUUGGGACUGAUGACAGAGUCUAGUCAGAGGAAGGGAGAGAGUGUCUCCAGUGGAGUCUGGUGUGUGGUUCAUACUAAUGGUGCAUAUGCAGCAGAGUCUCCAUCCCUCCCAGACAUUCCCCUCACAGUGAAGCAGACACCCCAGAGGAUCAGAGUGCAGCUGGACUGGGACAGAGGAAAGCUGUCAUUAUCUGACCCUGAUAAUAACACACACCUACACACUUUCACACACACUUUCACUGAGAGAGUCUUUCCAUUCUUUGCCACUAUCUCAUCUCUGAGGAUCUUACCAGUGAAGGCUGCAGUAACAGUAGAGCAGCUCAGUUAGAGUUCAGACACCUGCUGCAGUUCAUCUCCUGCCGGAGGGAAACACUGAGCAUUGAUGAUCAGGCAACAUUUUUAUUUUUGCAAUUUGUUCUGGCAGCACAACACAAUUUAUUAACAUAGAGAA